Molecule: messenger RNA, 3661 nt
Organism: Phacochoerus africanus (Common warthog)
Lineage: Eukaryota; Metazoa; Chordata; Mammalia; Artiodactyla; Suidae
Gene: SLC14A2
Product: solute carrier family 14 member 2
Exons: 22
Coding region: 607-3396 (929 amino acids)
Biological process (GO): urea transmembrane transport
Cellular component (GO): membrane
Molecular function (GO): urea transmembrane transporter activity
Source: RefSeq, a predicted model, not a curated record
CUGUGGGGCACCUGAGAUGGGUUGUUUGGCUGCUUAAUAAGAAGCGAAUUCUCCAAUGGGAAAACAACCCUAUUCUCAUGCAUCACAUGACCAUUGAAGGAGAACGAGAUGCUAAUGACAGCAGUUGAAGGGGAGGCAUUUCAAAAGCAAAUCUCUUAGAGAGACUGGACCCACUUUAGUGCUCAGUUGCUGAUAAAGAACAAGGAAAGACUGAGUGGGCCUGGUGAGCAGAAACCUGGCCACCUGUGUCCUCCACGUUGGUGACCUUCUUUGCCUUGAUCACCUGAGAAGGAUCCCAAAUUCUUAUUCCAAGUUCUUUCUUUGGUGACAUUGGCUGCUUUUCUCAAAACCAUCAUUUCAAGUCUCAGGAGGAACUGUGAGGCCUGUUCCAGCGUUUUUCCUUGGUAUUUCUGGACAUGAGUACAUCUUAUUGAAAUAUUCCCACCUCUACUUAUAGAUAAGGAAAAACCUUGGAGCACCUCAACCCUCUGAGUGAACAGGACUGAAUGACUGACUGUGUUUUUGCUUCCUGUUUGAUGUCAACUAAAUAGAAGUUCCCAAGACUCUUAUAGAACCCGUUGAUCUCACAGAAUUUUUGCAUGACAGAUGAGCAGCCGCCAUAGGAAGGACAUGUCUGACGCUCACACUCACAGCAGCCCCCUCCUGGCGGAGCCUCUUUCCAGCAGAUACAAACUCAACGAGUCAGAGUUUACCAGUCCCAGCUGGCCCUCAAACCCCCAGGAUACCCACCCCGCCCUGCCCCUUCUGGAAAUGCCUGAAGAAAAGGAUCUCCGGUCUUCCAAUGAAGAAAGCCACAUUGUGAAGAUUGAAAAACCCAAUGAGAAGGGUAGAAGACGAGAAAGCCAGAUAGCCCCUCAGGGCUCUGCAGGCCAGGGAAGCAUCAGCCUCUUUCAGGCAGUGGGCUACCUCACAGGCGAGAUGAAGGAAUGCAGGAGCUGGCUGAAAGAUAAACCUCUGGCCCUCCAGUUCACAGACUGGGUUCUGAGGGGGGCUGCUCAGGUGGUGUUCGUCAAUAAUCCUCUCAGCGGGCUCAUCAUCUUCAUAGGACUCCUGAUCCAGAAUCCAUGGUGGACAAUUGCUGGGGGUCUGGGGACAGUGGUGUCAACUUUAACUGCUCUUGCCUUGAGCCAGGACAGGGCUGCCAUCGCCUCAGGCCUCCACGGGUACAACGGAAUGCUGGUGGGGAUGCUGAUAGCUGUGUUCUCUGAGAAGUUAGACUAUUACUGGUGGCUUCUGCUUCCUGUGACCUUCACAGCCAUGUCCUGCCCCAUCCUCUCCAGUGCUUUGGGUUCAAUCUUCAGCAAGCGGGACCUCCCAGUCUUCACCCUGCCCUUCAACAUCGCCGUGACCCUCUACCUGGCAGCCACAGGCCCCUACAACCUCUUCUUCCCCACGACGCUGGUGGAGCCUAUGUCUUCAGUGCCCAACAUCACCUGGACAGAGAUUGAGAUGCCUUUGCUGCUGCAGGCCAUCCCCGUCGGAGUUGGGCAGGUGUAUGGCUGCGACAAUCCCUGGACAGGUGGCGUGUUCCUGGUGGCCCUGUUCAUCUGCUCACCACUCAUCUGCUUGCAUGCAGCCAUUGGCUCAAUCAUAGGAAUACUAGCAGCCCUGACCGUGGCCACGCCCUUCGAGACCAUCUACCUGGGCAUCUGGAGCUACAACUGUGUCCUCUCCUGCAUUGCCAUUGGGGGCAUGUUCUAUGCCCUCACCUGGCAGACCCACUUGCUGGCCCUCGUCUGUGCCCUGUUCUGUGCAUACCUAGGAGCAGCCUUGUCCAACAUUAUGUCAGUGGUUGGUGUGCCACCAGGUACCUGGGCCUUCUGCCUCUCCAGCCUCAUCUUCCUGCUCCUGACAACCAACAACCCCGCCAUCUACAAGCUCCCGCUCAGUAAAGUCACCUACCCAGAAGCCAACCGCAUCUACUACCUGACACUGAAAAGCAGUGAAGAUCAGAAGUCCCCCAGUGGCAGUGCUGGGGGGCAGCCACCCACGACGAGCCCAAAGGCCAGUGAGGGCUCAGAGGUUGUGCUCCCCAAGCCUAGGAACGUGUUCCACAUCGAGUGGUCAUCCAUUCGCAGGAGCAAAGUGUUUGGAAAAGGUGAACACCAGGAGAGGCACACCAAACACCCUUCUCCCCAUCAGUUCCGGAAGCCCGAGGUCGAGUUGCUGGAUCUGGACACCAUGGAGGAGAGCUCUGAAAUAAAGGUGGAAACAGGCAUCUCCGAGACUUCCCGGAUUCGGAGUUUCCUGGCUGCCAAUGGGAAGAGGGUCCGCAAAGCCCUCGGCUACAUCACUGGAGAGAUGAAGGAGUUUGGAGAGGGACUUAGAGACAAAUCCCCAGUGUUCCAGUUCCUCGACUGGGUCCUCCGGGGCACAUCACAGGUGAUGUUUGUGAACAACCCCCUCAGCGGCAUCCUCAUCAUCCUCGGCCUCUUCGUCCAGAACCCCUGGUGGGCCAUCUCGGGCUGCCUGGGCACUGUCGUGUCCACUCUGACGGCCCUCAUCCUCAGUCAGGACAAGUCUGCCAUCGCAGCCGGACUUCACGGUUACAACGGGGUGCUGGUGGGGCUGCUGAUGGCCGUGUUCUCAGACAAAGGCAACUAUUACUGGUGGCUUCUCCUCCCCAUCAUCGUUAUGUCCACGUCUUGCCCCAUCCUCUCCAGUGCCUUGGGUUCCAUCUUCAGCAAGUGGGACCUCCCAGUCUUCACGCUGCCUUUCAAUAUCGCCGUGACCCUGUACCUGGCGGCCACGGGCCCCUACAACCUCUUCUUCCCCACCACGCUGCUGCAGCCUGCUUCCUCCAUGCCCAACAUCACCUGGUCAGAGGUCCAAGUACCCUUGCUUUUGAGAGCCAUCCCUGUUGGAAUCGGCCAAGUGUACGGCUGUGAUAACCCCUGGACUGGAGGCAUUUUCCUCAUAGCUUUGUUCAUCUCGUCACCUCUCAUUUGCUUACAUGCUGCGAUCGGAUCUACCAUGGGGAUGUUAGCAGCCCUCACCCUGGCGACACCCUUCGACUCCAUCUACCUCGGCCUGUGCAGCUUCAACAGCACGCUGGCCUGCAUCGCCAUCGGAGGCAUGUUCUACGUCCUCACGUGGCAGACACACCUCCUCGCCAUUGCCUGCGCUCUGUUUGCAGCCUACCUGGGUGCUGCCCUCGCUAACAUGUUAUCUGUGUUUGGAUUACCUCCCUGUACCUGGCCCUUCUGCCUCUCAGCACUCACCUUCCUGCUCCUGAAGACCAACAACCCCACCAUCUAUAAGCUCCCGCUCAGCAAAGUCACCUACCCAGAGGCCAACCGCAUCUACUACCUGUCUCAGGAGAAAAACAGAAGAGCAUCAUCCGUCACAAAGUACCAGGCCUACGAUGUCUCCUAAGUUGCCCUUUUCAAAGCAUGUCACUAUAAAUGCAGCCUCAGCAGGCUGUCCAGGUCCCCAGGCCGAAAGCCACUUAAACUCUCUUUUUCACUGUUCUGAUUAUGCCCCAACAUGCCUACACCCCAGUUAUUCUCAACGACAGGGAAAUAUGCAUGCACUCACUAUUCAGGAUAAUCUCUGUUCUAAAGUGCAUAAUACUUAUCAAAAAUACAGUUAAUUUAGGAGUUCUCUUGUGCUACAGUGGGUUAAGGAUCUGGUGUUGUCA